Molecule: messenger RNA, 853 nt
Organism: Eurytemora carolleeae
Lineage: Eukaryota; Metazoa; Arthropoda; Copepoda; Calanoida; Temoridae
Product: protein FAM177B
Exons: 3
Coding region: 19-615 (198 amino acids)
Source: RefSeq, a predicted model, not a curated record
UAUUUCAGACAAAACAAAAUGGCGGAUGACAAAUCAGCUGAUGAUUUUGGCGGGAAAGGGGAUGAUUCUGCGGAUUUGUCGAUAAAGAAGAGGAAACCUAAAAGAAUUCUUCAUUUCUCAGAUGGAAUCCUAGAAGAGUACAGUUCAGAGGAUGAAAUUCAGGAGGAUUUGAAGGCUGAGAUAAAGAAGAACAGCUCUGUGUUGGACCCGAGGAGUAUGACCUGGUUCCCCUGGAUGGCCUGGAGGAUAAUGACGGCGGGGGACGGGUUCUUGUCCUACUGUGAUGCUGCAGGAGAGAAGUUAGCUUGGUGGUUUGGUAUUACUAGUCCUAAAUAUUAUUAUGAGAUACAGGAAGCUUUAAGAAUGAAGGAGGAAGAGGAGGCUAGGAAAUCUGCUGAGGAUGCUGAGAUGUCUGGUUGGACCAAUUCAUCUAACCAGGAUACACCCGUUCUCUCAGAGCUUAAAUCCUUAGCCGAGGACGCUCCUCCGACCUCCUCCGUCAAGCUGGAGGAGACAUCUGAGAAGAAACCACAUCACUUGCCUCCGCUGGAACCUCUAUCGGUUUCUGAGCUCCAUGCUCAAUCCUUGAAUAAGCUUAAAACUGAUGAACAGUGAACAAACUUAUUAUAAAUCGGCAAAUUUAUUCUUCGGGGUCAGGUUUUGUGCAUUUUCUAUAGCUCCAGGUUUUUUUUUUAAUAAUACCCCUACCUACCUGCACAGUUAACAGCAAGAGAUAUUUGAUUGACAAUCAUAAACCCCCCGGGUAAAUAAUACCGAUUUCCCAGAUUUGUGAGUGCCUUGUCCUUAGUGUAGGGUUCAAUACCUACACGAUAAAUUUUAUUAUUUUUAUUGA